AUGUCCGUCUGGAACCCCGACAACAUCCGCGACGUCGCAGAAUCCGCAGGAAUUGCCAACCUCAACAACGACGUGACGGAAAACCUGGCGCGGGACGUCGAAUACCGCAUCGCGCAAGUCCUCGAAGAAGCCCUGAAAUUCAUGCGCCACAGUCGUCGCACGCUUCUCACCACCCAGGACAUCGCGCAGGCUCUCCGCGUCUUGGACGUCGAGCCCCUGUAUGGGUAUGAAUCGACAAGGCCGCUGCGGUUCGGGGAGGCGAGUUUGGGGCCUGGACAGCCGCUGUUUUAUGUGGAGGAUGAGGAGGUGGAUUUUGAGAAGUUGAUUAAUGCGCCGUUGCCGAGGGUGCCGAGGGAGGUCUCUUUUACUGCACAUUGGUUGGCCGUCGAAGGUGUACAACCGUCCAUUCCUCAAAACCCCACCGCCGCCGAUUCGCGAAACCUCGAAUUGAUGUCCAAGGGCCCUAACGCCAACUCUACCCUGGCCGCUAUGAGCGGCAGCGGGAAUGUGGCCGUCAAACCGCUGGUGAAGCACGUGCUGUCAAAGGAGCUGCAGCUAUAUUUCGAAAAGGUCUGCAAUGCCUUCCUGGACGAGUCCAGCGAGGAGUACCGCACGUCGGGCUACUCCAGUCUGCGGGAGGAUCCGGGACUGCAUCAGCUGGUGCCGUACUUCGUGCAGUUCAUCUCCGAGAAGGUCACCCAUGGCAUGAAAGAUAUCUUCAUCCUGACGCAGGUGAUGCACAUGGCCGAGGCGUUGGUGCAGAACAAAUCGCUCUACGUGGACCCUUAUGUUGCAUCCCUCGUCCCUCCCAUCCUGACCUGCCUGAUUGGUCGACAACUCGGCGGAAAUGCCGAAUUGUCCGAACAGUUUGCCCUACGAGACCUAUCCGCGUCGCUCCUCGGCCUCAUUGCCAAGAAAUACUCCCCCUCCUCGAUGACGCUGAAGCCGCGACUCGUUCGAUCCUGUUUGAAGACGUUCCUGGACCCAUCCAAACCGUUUGGCGCCCACUACGGCGCCAUCAUCGGUAUCCAUGCGGUUGGCGGCGCGGAGGCGGUGCGCGUCUUAGUUCUGCCCAACGUGCCGACGUACGGAAACCUCCUGAAGGACGGCAUGGCCGACGAAAGUGCGCGGCGGCCGGAAGCCGAACGGGUCUUUGGAGCCCUUCUCAGCGUGCUGGCCACUUUGCGGGAGGGACGUAUGGCUCUGGCCAACGGCGACAGCGGAAUAGUUACCGACGAGAUACGGCAGCGACUUCACAAGGCCGUGGGAGAGUUUAUUGGUAGCAAGAUUAGCGAACUGGGCGAGGUGCAGCUGGCGCAUGCGAUUCUUGACUCAUAG
Messenger RNA from Aspergillus melleus, 1338 nucleotides. RefSeq names its product TATA-binding protein-associated factor TAF6 (gene taf6). The transcript has 3 exons. The record is from RefSeq and is a predicted model, not a curated record. Gene Ontology annotation, cellular component: SAGA complex; transcription factor TFIID complex; SLIK (SAGA-like) complex. Lineage: Eukaryota; Fungi; Ascomycota; Eurotiomycetes; Eurotiales; Aspergillaceae. Gene Ontology annotation, biological process: RNA polymerase II preinitiation complex assembly; transcription initiation at RNA polymerase II promoter. Gene Ontology annotation, molecular function: RNA polymerase II general transcription initiation factor activity; protein heterodimerization activity; transcription coactivator activity. The coding region runs from base 1 to 1338 and encodes 445 amino acids.